Molecule: messenger RNA, 1848 nt
Organism: Calypte anna (Anna's hummingbird)
Lineage: Eukaryota; Metazoa; Chordata; Aves; Apodiformes; Trochilidae
Gene: SOX10
Product: SRY-box transcription factor 10
Exons: 3
Coding region: 16-1407 (463 amino acids)
Biological process (GO): negative regulation of transcription by RNA polymerase II; morphogenesis of an epithelium; peripheral nervous system development
Cellular component (GO): nucleus
Molecular function (GO): DNA-binding transcription factor activity, RNA polymerase II-specific; RNA polymerase II cis-regulatory region sequence-specific DNA binding
Source: RefSeq, a predicted model, not a curated record
GGCUCGCCAGUGACAAUGGCCGACGACCAAGACCUUUCGGAGGUGGAGAUGAGCCCAGUGGGCUCUGAAGACCACCACUGCCUCUCGCCAGGACCCUCCAUGACAUCAGACAACUCCCCACACCUUGCUGGCUCUGGGAACGGGGAGAUGGGGAAAGUCAAGAAGGAACAGCAAGACUCAGAAGCAGAUGACGACAAGUUCCCAGUGUGUAUCCGCGAAGCAGUCAGCCAGGUGCUAAGCGGCUAUGACUGGACCCUGGUACCCAUGCCCGUCCGGGUCAAUGGAAGUAACAAGAGCAAACCACAUGUCAAGCGGCCCAUGAACGCCUUCAUGGUCUGGGCACAGGCUGCCCGGAGGAAACUGGCUGACCAGUACCCACACCUCCACAAUGCCGAGCUCAGCAAGACCUUGGGAAAGCUCUGGAGGCUGUUGAAUGAAAGUGACAAGAGGCCCUUCAUUGAAGAGGCAGAGCGGCUGAGGAUGCAGCACAAGAAGGACCAUCCCGAUUACAAGUACCAGCCCCGCCGGCGGAAAAACGGCAAGGCCACGCAGGGCGAAGGUGAAGGCCAGGUGGAGGGGGAGGCUGGUGGGGCUGCUGCCAUUCAGGCUCACUACAAGAGUGCCCACCUGGACCACAGGCAUCCUGGCGAAGGGUCACCCAUGUCUGAUGGUCAUCCAGAACAUCCCUCAGGUCAGAGCCAUGGCCCCCCCACACCUCCUACCACCCCUAAGACUGAGCUGCAGGCAGGCAAAGCUGACUCCAAACGAGAAGGGCGUUCCCUGGGCGAAGGGGGAAAGCCACACAUUGACUUUGGCAAUGUGGACAUUGGGGAGAUCAGCCACGAAGUGAUGUCCAACAUGGAGACCUUCGAUGUCAAUGAAUUCGACCAGUACCUGCCACCCAACGGACACGCCGGCCACCCAGGCCAUGUUGGGGGCUACGCGGCAGCGGCGGCUGCUGGCUACGGCCUCGGGAGCGCCCUGGCUGCAGCCAGUGGACACUCUGCCUGGAUCUCCAAGCAGCACGGAGUCUCUUUGUCCACUGCCACCUCAUCGGUGGUGGACUCCAAGGCCCAGGUGAAAACGGAGGGGUCCACCCCUGGAGGCCAUUACACUGACCAGCCCUCCACCUCCCAGAUAGCUUACACAUCCCUGAGUCUGCCCCACUACGGUUCGGCCUUCCCUUCAAUCUCCAGGCCACAGUUUGACUACCCGGACCACCAGCCCUCCGGACCCUACUACAGCCAUUCCAGCCAAGCAUCUGGCCUCUACUCUGCUUUCUCUUAUAUGGGACCUUCCCAACGUCCCCUUUACACUGCCAUCUCUGACCCUGCACCCUCGGUGCCACAGUCCCAUAGCCCCACACACUGGGAACAGCCGGUGUAUACGACUCUCUCCAGACCAUAAGGGCACAAGGAACGGUGACCGAAGCAGCGACGGAAAGGCUCCGAAGACUUAGCACAGGCAGAAGAGCCUCCGAACUCCGAGGUCACUCAGUGUCAUCCAGCCACCAGAACCCACUGAGUAUACAGAAGUGCCUUUCUUGACCCCGGCUAUCGCUGGCUCACCCGCCUAGAAGAAGGUUUUUCGCCCUUUCACCCUUUACCAAUUUCAUGCAGGCCAUGUGAAUGGCAUGUGACACCUUACUGGCCUUCUAGAUGAGAAGGAUUCUAGACAUGGAGUGACUGGUCCAUGGUGGGUUUCGUUGUGUGCACCCUAAACUGUACGAUGAGACAGACUGCCCUUUCCUUCCCCUCCCCAGACUGCUCCAGGGAGUUAGCAAGUGCUUCCAACAGGCCACAAUGGCCAACACUUUGUCACCCUGCUGCAGGUGAAGGGUGGCUGCUC